CAUGAGCUUGCUACCAUCUGUGGGAGUGCACAUGCUGCUGGUCUCAGUGACCAUCUGCUGUUUGAAUGCCAACCAGGCCCAGGCUGUCUUGGCCGGCGCAGCAGUGCUGCCCCAUGGCGACUUUGUGUAUGAUCCGUCGCUGGUGCACAACAGGAACGGGUCACUGGAGCUGCACAACGCGGCCAAGAGGGUGGGGGCAUGGCUGCAAGACCUCAGUGUUGACGUCGUCUUCAUGACAACGCCACACGGGCUGGCGGACGACACGAACUUCCUCUUGUACCGGAACACCAACGGCAGCGGGUAUGCCCUCAUCGGCCAGGACCUGCACAACGCAUCGUUUCCCAGCUACAAGGUCCCGCUGCACGCGUCCCUUGCCCCCAACGUCACAAAGGCGCUCACACAUCUGCUAUCGAGCGAACACGGGCAGAACGUGAGCGGGCUCACGGGGUUUGGCGAUGGCGAUGACAUGCCGCUUCGCUGGGGCGAGGUGAUUCCCCUCAGCUUCCUGGAGCCACACCUCAAUGCGUCGCACACACAGGUCGCCAUCCUCAGCAUGCCCAGUCGCCGCUACACCCAGGACGCACUCAUGUACGGCCCGACGCAACGAGAGCUGGAUCGCCACCGAGAGAUCAAACGGCUGAAGAAGCAGCGGGCAGCCCUCGAAGACAUCCAUCGCAAGUCCAGAGAGGCCCAGGCAAAGCUUGCGGAGGAGCGUGCUGCUGAGAAACGCCGGGACGAGGAACUGGUGAGAGGGGCAAAAGCGAGUGUUGAGGAGCGCCGUCGCGAAUCCGUUCAGCUCAAAGAGAAGAUCAAACAGCGCCGGGAGAUUCUGGCGAAGAAGGAGCAGCAGCGUACCAAACGCCUCUCAGAACAGGAGCAAAUCAAGAAGAAGGUCCAACGCGAGAAGCAGCAAGUUCAACAGUCCCUUCAGGCCGCGCAGGCUCAACUGAAACAAGAGAAGCUGAGCACGAUUCAGGCGCGCAAGCAGGAAAUAGAGCAGCAGCAGGCGGCAGCGGCGGAGAAGGAGCGAGCACGCAGGCAGGCAUUCCAGGAACAGAUGGCACGCGAGCGCGAGGAGCAGCGCCAACUGAGGGCGGCGCAGGAGAAGGCAGACAGGGAGGAGGCAGAGAGGCUGGAGCAGGUGCGCCAGCUUCGCGCAAAGGAAGCAGAAAUGCGACGGCAGUACCGCGAGAAACAGAAGCAGGAGGCACUUGAGAGAGCCAAGAUGGAGGCGGCAAGGGAGCAAGAGAUGCUGGCUGCUCAGCGCAAACAGGCAGAGGAAGAAGCAAGGCGUGAAGCAGAGCGACAGCAACAGAAACGCGAGCAAGAAGAGGCACGCCGCCAGUACGAGGCGCGACUGCGCGAGAAACAGCGCAUCAAGGAAGAGCAAGCAGCGAAAGAACGGGAGGAACUUGCGCGCAGAAUCAGGGAACAAGCGUUGGCGCGCGAACGCGAAAAGGAGCGCAGGGAGCAGCUAGAGGCCGAGAAACAGAUUGAGCAAGAACGGCUGCGACAAGAGCGCAUUGUGUUCCGCAAAUCCCUCAUCGACUUUAUGGAAGCCGAGCCGUCCGCUCUCUUCGAGCGUGCAGAUGACGACAACACGGGCGAGGUCACUGUCAAGCAGAUGCUUGACGUCUUCAACAAGACAAAACUGCACCCAUUCCCACGCGCGAAACUGCUGCCGCUCCUGGGCAUCAUUGAUGAGGACGGGACGUUUGCUCUGACGCGUGACGAGUUCUGCCAGCUCGUAGAACGGAUGAAAACACUCAAAGUGGCGGGAAAGCUGCUGUAA
Messenger RNA from Salpingoeca rosetta, 1792 nucleotides. RefSeq lists its product as uncharacterized. The transcript has 15 exons. The record is from RefSeq and is a predicted model, not a curated record. Lineage: Eukaryota; Choanoflagellata; Craspedida; Salpingoecidae. The annotation marks the transcript as partial.